Phalaenopsis equestris is the source of this 786-nucleotide messenger RNA. Its product is annotated as proliferating cell nuclear antigen-like. Gene Ontology annotation, cellular component: PCNA complex. Bases 151 to 753 code for a protein of 200 amino acids. The transcript is spliced from 3 exons. The record is from RefSeq and is a predicted model, not a curated record. Gene Ontology annotation, molecular function: DNA polymerase processivity factor activity; DNA binding. Gene Ontology annotation, biological process: regulation of DNA replication; leading strand elongation; mismatch repair. NCBI's taxonomy places the organism in Eukaryota, Viridiplantae, Streptophyta, Magnoliopsida, Asparagales, Orchidaceae.
AACCCUUUUAUUCCCGCCAUUAUCCACCAAAAGUCGCAUUUCUACAGCUCCGCGCCUUUCCAUAAACCCCGGCAAACCCUACCCACCCUCGUUUAGGCGAAAAAGAAAGAGACAAGGAAACCUGUCUUCGAAGCAACCCUAGCAAGGAGGAUGUUGGAGCUUAGGCUAGUGCAGGGAAGUCUUCUGAAGAAGGUCAUCGAGGCGAUCAAGGAUCUGGUGACCGAUGCUAACUUCGAUUGCUCGGCGACGGGGUUCUCCCUCCAAGCAAUGGACUCGAGCCAUGUCGCCCUCGUUGCUCUCCUCCUCCGAUCCGAGGGCUUCGAGCACUACCGCUGCGAUCGAAACAUCUCUAUGGGGAUGAACCUCAACAACAUGUCUAAGAUGCUGAAAUGCGCUGGAAACGAUGAUAUCAUCACCAUCAAGGGCGACGAUGGUAGCGACACUGUCACUUUCAUGUUCGAGAGCCCUAAACAAGAUAAGAUUUCAGAUUUUGAGAUGAAGCUUAUGGACAUUGACAGCGAACAUCUAGGCAUUCCAGAGGCAGAAUAUCAUGCAAUUGUGAAGAUGCCGUCUUCAGAAUUUGCAAGAAUUUGUAAGGAUCUCAGCAGCAUAGGAGAUACUGUUGUUAUUUCAGUUACCAAGGAGGGAGUUAAAUUCUCUACCAGAGGGGAUAUUGGAACUGCGAACAUAGUCUGUAGGCAGAAUAAGACUGUUGAUAAGGUAUACAUUUCUUCAGUCCGCAUGCUUAAUUGAAUUGUAAAUUACAAAUAUAUUUUUUCUUUUUGU